UAGAUAGAUAGAUAUAUACGUGUGUCAGUGACGAUAAAUCAGCCGCUUAAUCAAUCUCACGUGCCAGCGCGCAGUUGACCUUUCGCCUUUGGCCCGGCGCCGGCGGCUUUAGUUACCGUUACAGUUACCGCUACAGUUACCGUUACCGCUACCAGUUACCGUUACAGUUACAGUGUUUUACAGCUUUGGUGAUUAAGUAUACGCCAGGGCUACGGCGGAAACGGAAGUCUAAAGUUGCUGCUGGCGGAAGCUUAAGCUGUUUGCCAGUGCUGCCAAUGAGCUGAAAAACAAAUUGAUAGCGGAAGUGAGAACAGCCCCAGCCCCAGCUCCAGCUCCAGCUCCAGCUCCAGCUCAAGUGCAUAUAUAUAUACCUGGAUAAUGCCGAAAUUCAAGUUGAAGUUCAAUUCUAGAAUUUAGACACAAAAAGCGAAAGCAAAUUGAGAUUUUUACAGCGCUAACAAGAGAUCAACUUGUACAACUUAUUUAACUGCGAGCGAUUUGUAAACCGGAAGUAGCCAAACAUCGCAGCACCAGUAAAAGAAGAAGAAGACAAACAGAAAAUGGCGGAUCUGGAACGCAUACGACUCGUGCUGCUGGGCGGCGCGGGCGUCGGCAAGAGCUCGAUUGUGAAGCGUUUCCUAUUCAAGAGCUACACGGACAAAUACCGCGCCACCGUCGAGGAUCUCUACAAUCGCGAAUAUGACCUCGGCGGCGUCACGCUAAAGGUGGACAUUUUGGACACAUCCGGCGACAUGCAAUUCCCCGCGAUGCGACGCCUCUCCAUUGCAACGGCGCACGCCUUCAUGCUGGUCUAUGCAACAACAUCGGCGCCCAGCUUUCAGUGUGUCAAGCAAUGCUUCGAGGAGAUUCGCGAGCAGCGCGCCGACUUUCAGGAUAUACCCAUUGUUAUUGCCGGCAACAAGGCCGACUUGGCGACCACCCACCGGGAGGUGCGGCAGGAGGAGGUCACAGAUUGGGUCUUUUGCGAAUUGCCACGCCUCAGGGCCAAGGUGGUCGAGUGCUCGGCCAAGGAGGACACCAACGUGACCGAACUGUUCAAGACAUUGCUCUCCCUGUCCCGCUUCCUGCCUGCGAGCAGCAGCAGCGUCGGCCCGGGCGGACCGGGCGCCGCCAGCGUCGAGCCGGCGCCCAGCGGCUUUAAGCGCCGCUCCUCGGCCUACGUCAGCGCAUCGUCCAGUCGCAACAAAAACCGCAUGAACAGCCCCUCGGUGAGCGGCGACAAGAAGUCGAGUCUCGUGGAUGCCGUCGAUGUGGCCAGCACCAGCGCCGAGGCCAAACUGAAGCCGCGUUCCAGAUCGCUCAUACGCCGUGCAUCACGCAAGACCAAGCAGCAAAUCAACAACGCAUCCGACGACUGUAAUUUGCAGUAAAUUGCCAAAAAAAAAAACUGUGGACGGUAAUUUUUAAUUUAAUAAUAAUAAAAAUAAUAAUUAU
Drosophila montana is the source of this 1455-nucleotide messenger RNA. RefSeq names its product GTP-binding protein Di-Ras2. The transcript is spliced from 7 exons. The record is from RefSeq and is a predicted model, not a curated record. The coding region runs from base 561 to 1391 and encodes 276 amino acids. Lineage: Eukaryota; Metazoa; Arthropoda; Insecta; Diptera; Drosophilidae. Gene Ontology annotation, molecular function: GTPase activity; GTP binding.